AAGAUUUCCAUUCAUUCCGAAUUGGUACCCAGCCCAAAGCCCUCACUUCCCCCUGAGACCCUCAGCAUGUCUACAGGACUCCAGUUUAGUAUUCACGGGAAGAGAUGCACUGAUGCUCCCUCGCUAGACCUACAGGCUGCUGGUUGGAGCCAUAAGGGAACGGGAGGAAGAAUUAGCCUGUGUGUUUAUGUGGCUGUGCUCCAGUAAAUAUUUUGAUGCAUCUGCUGCCAGCUCUGGUCUGAGGGAAUCUACCUAGCAUUUAAAUUUUGAUGGGGAGCUGUUUUGAAUAAUAACAGUGCAGCCGGCUGUGAGUCAGUGCAUGUGUGUUGACUUAAAAAAAAAAAAAAAAAAGCCUCAAAGCUUAACGCUUGCUGAACGCUGAGCUGCAGUGCUUUGCUUUUUCCCUCCUCCUUUCUUCUUUUCUUUCUUCUCUUGACUUCCUCUGUUUUGUUUUGUUUUUGGGGGCAUUUCACAUAGAUUUUGUUUACUGGCGGUGGGGGGUUGGGUGAGAAGAAUAAAAAAAAAUCCCAGCCAAAAUAAAUCCUCCCCAAAAACUCACAAGUAGCUUUUGCAAUGGGUGCUGUAAUGGGUACGUUCUCUUCUCUACAAACGAAACAAAGAAGACCAUCAAAAGAUAAAAUUGAAGAUGAAUUAGAAAUGACUACAGUGUGUCAUAGACCUGAAGGACUGGAACAACUUGAAGCACAAACCAAUUUCACUAAAAGAGAACUUCAAGUGCUUUACAGAGGAUUUAAAAAUGAAUGUCCUAGUGGGGUUGUUAAUGAAGAAACAUUCAAACAGAUCUAUGCACAGUUUUUUCCUCAUGGAGAUGCUAGCAUGUAUGCACAUUAUCUCUUUAACGCAUUUGACACUGCACAAAACGGCUCAGUGAAGUUUGAGGAUUUUGUGAUGGCAUUGUCCAUACUGUUGCGGGGAACUGUUCAUGAAAAGCUAAGAUGGACGUUUAAUCUGUACGACAUAAAUAAGGAUGGCUAUAUAAACAAGGAGGAAAUGAUGGAUAUCGUAAAGGCUAUUUAUGAUAUGAUGGGGAAGUACACGUAUCCAGUGCUCAAGGAAGAUGCACCAAGGCAGCAUGUAGAAGUAUUCUUCCAGAAAAUGGAUAAAAACAAAGAUGGUGUUGUAACUUUAGAUGAGUUUAUUGAAUCGUGUCAGGAGGACGACAAUAUCAUGAGAUCCUUACAGCUCUUUGAGAAUGUGAUGUAACCGUGUCUGACGAGCACUGGAGGAGUCAGAGACUUUCUGUGUUACAAAGAUCUCCUUUCUGGGUGAAAGCUUUUUACAAUUCAGCCAUGUUCAGUGUGUGAGGAUUUUGUACGAUGUCUCCAACCAAAUGGCAACCGAAUGCAACCGAUCCCACCUCUUCUCCCCAAAAAACACCGGUGGACCUUUGUUUCGUUUUGGAAGCAUGUGAAUAUUUUAAUAAAUCCUGACAAGAGAGAACUGCUGCUCAAAGUUCAAUGAGUAAUAUACAGCAUUGUUUGCUAGGCACAAGUCCUGCUUUUAAUCUCGCAAGCUUGAUUACAUAUGAUAGCACAUGUUGAUAGCUUACUCAGCCACCUAUUGUAAGUGAAAAAUUCAGUCUAUACUACCAUACGGCAAAUGUUUUAUGAAUGCCUUGCCGUUAAUCUGCUUUGACAAAAGUCAAAUCUACCAGAGCAGCUUGUAAAAAACAAACAGUAAAUGUACCUAGGACAUGAAGCAGACAGCCCGUGUAGCCAGUAUCCCCAUUUCUGCAGAGAUCCCGCUUCUCCUCUCACAUGUGCUGGUGCCACCACACUGAUUUUGGUGGUGUUUUUCCUGAACACAUUAACCAGAGGAUCUUCAUGCCAGGGUGAGCCAGAAAGGAGCAAAACAUGUAUUGCACAUGUAAAUACCAAACUGCAGAACAAAUGCUGUUUGAUGAUGGUAACUACAUGCAGGACCGGGCAGGUUUCUAAGGGCUGGUGCAGGAAGAUGAAUACCUGCUCCAGACCCAGCACGUGGUGGGACACCAAGUGAUUCUCCAGUGUGCAUCUCAGCAGCACCACGGUCAUGUGCUGUGGUCCUUUUGCUGUAGUUUGACACACGCUUCCUAGGUUCAGCAUUUGAAUGUUUGCAUUUUUUCAUUGGACAUUACAGUAAGGUGUUUCCCGCUUUAUGGAUUUAUUUUAGCUUUCCAGUUUUACUUAGUGCAGAAGAGGGCCCAGAUGAUGCAGCUGUGUUUCCACACACGGACCCUGGCACCCACAAAGUGCCCUGUAAGUUUAAUUGGGAGCUACUUAGGUAUUAUUAGUCUCAGAAUCAUCUGCCAGGCCCACAUGUCCCUUUGGGUAGUUUAACAUUUUCUAUAGCAAAAUCUUUUUUCCUACAAGGCAGUUGCAUGACUUGUACAAGUCCCACUUCCUUACUAAUGUCAAAUAGAGCACUGGUUUGGGGAUUUUGUUUUUUUAUUUAGUAAACCGGAAAGAAUUAUGUAGUGAAUUUACACCAAGGUUGGAUUUUGCCCAGUAGAUUGUCAGCUGAGGAACAUGUCAGAGUCUGCUUUGCAGAAGAAUCUUAAGAAAGUUAAUGCAGCGAGUAACGAUGCAGUCUCCAGGCAGCUGAUAGCUGAGAAACAAAGGGAAGGAGGGAACAGCCAGCUCUUCCAGCUGCUCAAACCAGACAGAAAGGGAGAGUCCCUGCCAUAGUGCUACAUCACUCCUGUCCAGUAAGCAUAUAUUUUUAUUAUAUCAGAUACUAUAUUACAAAUACAUGGUUAGCAGUGAAGAUAUAUUUUAAAAAUUAUCUAAGUGGAAGCUUUUUAUAAUGCAAAGUAUAUAGAAUGCCUCGUUUCUGUAGCCCUAUAUUUUAUAAAAAUUUAAUCUAUUAAAGUAUUCCUGAUUAUAGAAGUCUGAUCAGUACUAGUGUAAUGCUGUGCUAAUUCCCCUAGGUGGGACAUUUUCCCCUUUAACUGUGCUCCACCACACACUUCUGUGUAAUCUUAACUUUAUUUCUUUAAGUUGCCCACUUGUCAUCAACAGUACUAUUGAAGUGAGUGAAGUUACAUGUAUACGGGAAUGACACCCUAGUCCAUCCUAUUUAUUGUUUUUUGUAUAAAUACCCUUGAUUAAUUCCUUCCUAGCAGUGAUACAGAGCAUAGCAAUGCCAAUAAUGUGCUGUGAUUCACAGAAGUGAUGCAAUGCUGUGAGAGUAGCCUUGUCCUCCAGUUGUCUGGUAUUGUCUAUUUAGUUUUUAUUUAAUGAGAACCUGAUAAAGACCUCAGUUGUAGCUGAAAUAAUGCAGUGUUUACACUGUUCCUUCUCAAUCCUUCUUACAACCACUUCAGUAAAGGCCAGGAUUUAAUGCAAUGAAUAACCUGCUUUUUUGCCCACACUGAAAGAGCAUCUCUCUGUUAUCAGUCUAAGCAGUUAACUUCAGCUGAGGAAAAAGUGGUCAGGAUAAUGGAAAACAAUCAUUUGCAUUGUGCUAGGACAGUGCCUUUCUCCUCUAACUGAAUUGCUCCAGAUGUGCUCAUGAGAUGGCACAAUACAGCCUGAAAAGUUUUGAGUGUGCCCUUUUCAAAAGAAAACGUUAUUAGCUGCAUGAUCCAGUGGUGCCUGAAGCUAAAUUAAUUUCUGGAGUUACUAUGAUGAAUUUAGGCUCAGCUAUGGUUUUGUGUCUCCACUAGCAGAAGUGCUAUAUGGGUGCCUGCAUCAUAGGGGCUGUAACUGCUGCUUCUUGAGAGUGGCCCCAGUUUGGCAACAUACUUCAAACAUUUGGAUGUUACUCUCAGUACAUGCCUAAGUGCAUUCCUGAAUUCAGGCUACCGUUAGUGACCCUGCAGUUUCAGCAUCUCCUUUUUCAGCUUCCAGGAACAAUGGGGGUGCGUUAGAAAGAGAGGGGGAUGCUGGAAGCUGCACUGGUCCUGAUUCUGCCCUUGAGGCAUAACUGGCUUUGAUUUCGGUCGCACAGGAGCCCCAACCCCACCUGCACAUUCCUGAUGUCCAGCCUUGGGUUGCUACCUCUCUGCUCCACUUGAAGUCCGUAGUAGCUGAGAGAGGAGGAUUUGCAAAGUGACACACAACAGUUGUAUUUUCACACAGCUCUAACUGUAAGUUCUGUCUGUGGCAGUUGUCCCCUUCGCUAAACCAUUGCUGACCCUGUGUUUGUCUCUGAUCCCACUGAUACCAGCAGAGGCCAGUAUGCAGCAGUGCACAGCAGGCCUCUGGGUUUUCCAUGAGCAGCAUAUGUGUACGCGGCAUGUGUGCUCCAGCCGACAGAAGACGGAGAUCCAGUGACUGUGAGAGAAUCCUACUCUGCAUGAAAAUGUCUUUGGGUUUGUUUUUUUUAUGUUUUCAGUGAAUGUUACUUUGUAAUCUUGUAAAGCCUCCCAUCACUCAUAAGUGGGGCUUGCAAUAUUUAUAGCAAAUACUUAUUACUACAGCUUUCUAAAUAAAACAUAGUAUGCUAUUCUAAUCUCAUACCAACAUAAAUCCUACUGCCAGUAUGUGGAAGGUAGUUACUAUGCUGGCUUCUAAGUUACAGUUAGACUAUCUGUCAGUGCUAUCAGCUGUGCAAAUUUUCUCAAAGUUGUGAAUGUUAAAUAAUGUCUGAAUCAUUAGUCUGGCUGUUUCAUUAGUUACAAACGUUAGUCUGCAUCUUCGUGCCAGCAUUUUCUAAAAAAAAGCCUUUCUAACAUGCAUUUUAGGCAACAAUCUGUUGAAGAAUAGGAAUGUGAUUAAUGAUAAUGCAAAAAAAAAAAAAAAAAACAACAAAAAUGUAACGUGCCUGUUACUGUCAAUGUUUGUUUUCCUGUUACUUUGAAUGGAUUGCAAUAUUGUGAGUAAUCACGAGUCAAGCUAUAAACUUGAGGUACGGAUAUCCUAAGGUUCAAGCAUUGUGGGCAGAACUUUGGCAUUGCCUGACUGCAACACACAUUGAGAACAAACAUCUUUGUGUCCAUGUGUGACCUCUGAUAAAAUGGUAGCAAGCGUAACAACCUUUUUUUCUUCUUCAAGGUACUGCCAUGAAAGACCUAAGGAAAUGUGCAAAUAAUAUAAAUUGUGAUAACUAAAGCCAUGUUGAUGGAGCAGUAAUACAUAGCUUCACUCUUACAAAUGCUAUUCUCCAACAGCAAUUUGUAUUAAAUUUUGUUGAAUGGUUUUAAAAAUGUUUGGUUUAAUAAUAAAAAGAAAAUAUCUGUAGGAGGGUGUCCUUUCUUAAGCCCGGUAUGUACAUUUUUCUUAAGGGACACUGUCAGGUUAAAAAUUUACAGUGAAACUUUUAAAAGCAGGAUUCUUAUAAACACAUAACUAUCUGCAUAGGGGCUGUUAAACUGCUGAGCCGUGCUGGGAGCAUAACAUUUACAUACUAAUGAUUUAUUUGCAUCACUGACUCAGGGGUGCUCUUAUGUUUGGUGCAGAUAUGCACCUAACUGAUAGCCUGGCCCCUGUGUAAAUAAGAGUUCAAAAAUGUUCUACCGGCAUCACUGAUAGUAUCUCAGAAUAGUAAAAAUCGAAAGCUUAUAGGCAUGUCUUUUCAGCAUUUUCGCUUAAGUAAAACCAGGAGAACAGGCAAUCAAGGUGAAGAAAAAUGUGAACACUAUUUUAUUUCAGAGAUAAGAAAAAUAAAACAAAACCUCGCAGUGUCCCUUUAGCUCUGGUUUGUUGUAAACAUCCAUUCUGACACAUCGAGAAAUGCAGAAGAAAUUUUACGAGACUAUAUAUAUGUGUGUACAUAUAUAUAUAUAUAUAUAUAUAUAUAUAUAUAUAUAUAUAUAUAUAUAUAUAAAAUGCUAAACUCCAUUUUGUAGGGUAUAAUAUGUCUACCAGCACAUCCCAGGAAAAAGAACAUUCUCCUGCAUACAUGCAGAAAUGUGAAAAUAAAGAUGUCUGUGUGAAA
This is a messenger RNA of Tyto alba (common barn owl), 5880 nucleotides long. RefSeq names its product potassium voltage-gated channel interacting protein 1 (gene KCNIP1). Gene Ontology annotation, molecular function: calcium ion binding; potassium channel regulator activity; transmembrane transporter binding. Lineage: Eukaryota; Metazoa; Chordata; Aves; Strigiformes; Tytonidae. The transcript is spliced from 8 exons. Gene Ontology annotation, cellular component: voltage-gated potassium channel complex. The coding region runs from base 574 to 1224 and encodes 216 amino acids. The record is from RefSeq and is a predicted model, not a curated record. Gene Ontology annotation, biological process: regulation of potassium ion transmembrane transport.